Vollenhovia emeryi is the source of this 8304-nucleotide messenger RNA. RefSeq names its product serine/arginine repetitive matrix protein 1. Lineage: Eukaryota; Metazoa; Arthropoda; Insecta; Hymenoptera; Formicidae. The transcript has 3 exons. Bases 5271 to 7028 code for a protein of 585 amino acids. The record is from RefSeq and is a predicted model, not a curated record.
CAAAAACACUAUCGAUGGGAUUCAUUAAGAAGGGACGUGCUAGACCGCAGGAGGAUCGCGUGUCGCGCUUUUAAUACGUAAAAGACAUCCGUUGUAUGACUCUGUUGUGAGACCGAGUUAGCAAAUGCAGCUCGUAGACAGACCCGCGCCUGACAUUGGCAUUCGAAAUCCGCGUCCCGAUCGCGCGCCCCGCGAAACCCCGUGACCCAGUAAUCGAAUUUUGUUUUGACGGCCGCGCCGCGGUUGCGCGGCGGCGGCCGCGCGGGAACGUCUUCGAGGGACAGUCGCAGAUGUACGACCACGGUCCGAUUUCGACCGGUCUCUAGGAGCCGGCCGGACUGCGCGGCGCGGUGGGGCCGAUUUGCAUUUUAUCGGCGGGAGAUCGCGGCGGCCGCAAAAGUGGAACGAGUCGUUUUUGCCUGAGCCAGAGCGAAACAGAGUGUGAAUAAAUUCCGCGGGGCCCGUGUUUUCCCAGCCAGCCAGUCGGCCCGGCCGGGCCGGCCGUGCCACUUCCUCGGGUGCCGCUUAAUUGCGCCGUGAAUGGGCGGGCGAUCGCGCGCCGAUAACGCGUAUCAUCGCCGCGCGGUUACUUCAUUUCGCGGAGUACGCGAGUCACCGCAGGAUAUCGCUGAUAUCUUAUCUCCGCGCGGCCGCUUCGCUCCGGCGACAGAAGACGCUCGCGAGACGUCCGAGGUACGCCGUCGGGCGAUUCCAGAAGCGCGACUUGCCCUCGAACGAUUAUGUCUGCGCAGUAGCGAUUUGGAAAAACUCGGUUUUGUAAUCUCGCAAAAUCGCGUCAGGGUCGAGGUAGACUCGAGCGUGCGGCACUUAAAGAGACCUGGAGGAGAGAAAUCGCUUCGUUAAGACGAAUUGCGCGAGUUAAGAGUAAUCACGCCUCCCCUGGAAUGCUCUUCCCGCAAUCUUCGAAAUGUAGGAGAGGAGAAAGAAAACGCGAGGGGGAGUCAGGAUGUCGCGCAAGCUACGGCACUGGCGAACGGACCUCCGUGCCAUUGCGGAGGGCAGCGAGACGGAGGGGACCUAAUGGGUCCCUUCCCUUUUCUCCGUCUCGCUCCGGCCGCCUCUUCCUUCGAUAAUCCUUUCCUCUCUCUUCCCUCCUCCGUCCCGUUCUUCUCGUCCGCUACGGGUUACUCUCUCACGCGAUACUACGGCGAUACCACCGGUCGCGGUGUACACCUACACCCAACACUAGAGGUAGACGGACCCCGAGAUAGUUGACUCCAGGUUGACUCGUUUCACAAUAGACUCCUAGUCCUUUAAUUCGAGCCUCCGAGUCUUUUUAAUUCGCGACUUCCACUCCUUUUAACUCGCAACUCCUAGUCCUUUUAAUUCGUGACUCCCAGUCCUUUUAACUCGCAAUUCCUAGUCCUUUUAAUUUGCGACUUCCACUUCUUUUAACUUGCAAUUCCUAAUCCCCUUAAUUCGUGACCCCCCAGUUCUUUUCAUUUGCGACUUCCACUUCUUUUAACUCACAAUUCGUACUUUUAAUUCGUGACUCCCGGCCCUUUUAACUCGCAAUUCCUAGCCCUUUUAAUUCGUUACUCCCAGUUUUUUAACUCACAAUUCCUAGUCCUUUUAAUUCGCGACUCACAGUCUUUCUAACUCGCAAUUCCUAUAUAGUCCUUUUAAUUCGUGACUCCCGGCCCUUUUAACUCGCAAUUCCUAGCCCUUUUAAUUCGUUACUCCCAGUUUUUAACUCGCAAUUCCUAGUCCUUUUAAUUCGCGACUCACAGUCUUUCUAACUCGCAAUUCCUAGUCCUUUUAAUUCGUGACUCCCAGCCCUUUAACCUCGCAAUUCCUAGUCCUUUUACUUCGUGACUGUCGGUCCUUUUAUUUCGUGACUCUCAGUUCUUUUAAUUCGUGACUCCCAGUCCUCACCUUUCCUUUAAUUCAUGCCGAUCGUAUCAAAGAGAUUCCUUCGCGUCCCAGUGGCUUUUCGUCGCAUUUCUGCGAGAUCGUUACGUCAUGUUUUAUGCGUACUCUUUAUUUCGCGUUAAUCUCUUUUGUCAGAAUUUGUAACGUCUCUCCGUGCUCCGGCGAAGCACAGAAACCGAUAUGAUCGAUAAGGCUUUUAUGCCUCACGAACUCUAGAAAGUCCACAUUUAUCGCCGAUCGCCGUUGCGUUCGCGUUGAUGCGAAUAAUGCGAACAUUUCGAAAUAAACGCACAUUCGCGGGUAAUUAACUGCUACACCUGCGGUGGAUAUAUAUGACGUAAAGAAACGAAACGAUAUGUGACGGGUACCGUGAAGUUGUAGCUCGAACCUCGUAACUUUAUGAAAUCACGGCGAAAUCGGCUUACAUAAACUUGAACAAUCUCGGGCAAAUGCGUGUAUAUGUAAUUAGGACGCGCUGUAUUACGCGUCUUGGCGCAUAAUUGAAUUCAUUCGAGCGAAACCUGUGAGAAAAUGCUUCCCCAUCGACGAUAUAACACGAGGAUUAAAUAUAAUCGUAAUUUCAGAUAUCCCAGCGGCUACGUUAAAACUGCACGCUUAUUGGCAUCAAAAGUUACAUCGAUUAUCGAUUUAACUACGUGGAUUUACUGUUCCAACAAAAAGCUGCGUUUCACGGCAAGUAAUUGGCGCUCAGUUUGCUAAUUGCGAGUCGAAAAAGAGUAUCGCAAGAUUCACGCAAGAAAUAUUGUCAUUGGGCUACCAGGAUCCGACCGAAAUCGGCAACUUCCUCGGUCGAUUGUAAAUUAAGUCUCCCUGUGACAUUAAUUAUCGAUAUAUUCCGAGCGAUCGGGGCUUGAACGACCGUCCAGAGAGACCGUAGUGCGCCGUGAAAAUAUCACGGAAAGACGGCAAUCCCGAGAAGAAACCUCAGUCUUAACGACGCUAGAAAGUGUGACCGCGACUUUCCGCAAAGUUUAGAACGGCAACCAGCUCUUUCCCCCCCGAGAUCUGCCGAUUUUACGUAACGCGCCGCGCGAUCCGAGUGUUUUUCCUAUCAGGCCGAGAACUCGCACAUCAUCAUGAUCAGCAGUGCUGAGAUCGCCACGAGACCGCGGCGGUGGUGAACCUUCACCAUCGCCGUCAACCGCGGGUCCUCUUUGCAUUCGCAUCUAGCUCUGGCUCCCUUCUGCGCCUUCCGCGCACGCAUACACACGCUAAGGCACGCUCGCUCAUUCGUCUUAUACUCGCUCGCUCAUUCCUCCACUCGCUCGCUCAGGCACGCAUACAUAGGCGCGCGAGGCGCACACUCGUUGACUACCUGACGAGAACUCGAGCUCGGCCAGUCACGUGGCCAGCGAUCGCAAAGGAUGUUUGUGGGACCGCAAAGUCAGUCCGCGGCGGUCGGUCCGCCGAGAAAGAGAGGAUAGAGGCGCGAUCGGGGUUGAGGAGAAGGAGGGAGAGGUCGGGACGGAGGAGGAAAUACUGGAUCGGGGAUAUCGCCUGGGGUCUCGGGAUCGUCGCUGCUCUAGCUCUACCUGUCCGAAGGCAUUCGGCGUGCGAUCCUUCCUCGCGGCUCGCCGCGGAGUCGACGGGUUUUGCGAGUGUUCGCCGCGAUUGGUUUCCAUCGCCGCGGUAGCGGGAGAGAAGUCUCGACCGGGUCGGGACGAGCGGAGGAGAUCCUCCCGGCAUCGUCCAUGCGACAGUGACGCAGGAAUUGUACUGGUGGUUCAAUUGUGGCCGAGGGAUUCGGCGGCGAUUUGUUUGUUCCGCUAGAAAGUGUGGGUCGUGCGCGCAUUGCGUGGUGCACCGAAACGUGAAAGACGCGACGUGACGUCAAGCGAGACUCGGAAGUGACUGUUGAAGACGCGAGUGACGCGGGGACGAGGUGCCUCGGAGUCGACGAUGUCGCAUUUCCUUCAUUCCGAGUAACAACGCGUGAGUUCAAGUCCGUCGGUUUUAUCAGCAAAGUUCUCCCAUUUGACGGAGUUUAAUUAUGACAAAGAACUUUGAUUGCCCAACUGUUUGAAAAGAACUCGGACACGCUUUGGAAAAAGGGAAGAAAGGAUAUCGUACCGUGCUCCAACAGGACCACCAGGAAUACUUGGCGCGCACUGCGGCAGAAAAUCUACUCGUGUAAACGCGGACAGGUCAGGUUGCCGCGUAUGUUCACAAAGCACCAGUGGGGGUUCGCCGGGUCUGCGCGUUCUUUGUGGAAGGAAAGCACGAGCGAUCGAGAUAGAAAGGCGACUAUCGAGGUCGUAAUGUCGUCUCGAAGAUCAGCCUCAAUGACAAUCUGAAGGGAAAGAGAGAGAGAGAGAAAGGAACGCGCGCGGGAGUCUCCGUAUUGAAAAUCGGAGCUGGCGUCUCUUGGAGCCUUUAAUCGACGAGUACACGAGGGACAUUUAAACGACGUGGCUCCCGCGGAAUUAUGCGCAAACUGGCAGGGCGAUACCGCUCGUGGAUUUGGGAGACUGAGAAGACUGCCGCGCGCGCGAAGCCACCAGCGAGCGAGCGAACGUGCGUUUCGUGGCUCCCGCGAGAAUUGUAUGCAAAGUCGCCGUCGGCGAUAUCGCGAGGCAUCGGCGCGAUCGCGACCCGCUUUAACGAAUAAAGAGGACGUGGUUGGACUCGAGGGGAGAAACGAAAGAGAAGUGGCGAGGGAGAAGGAAACGGCGCGAUCGAGGUCCGCGCGGCGAUUUCGCUGGCGCAACGGCAGCGUGGAAUCAUGCGGCGACGUUGCACAACAUAUUCCCGUCAUCUCCGAUCGGCAUUUAACGCGCUGCUCGCUCGUGCGUUUUAAGCGAAAUAAGCGAAUUCCACGAGAAACGCGAAACGCGCGCGCAAGGCUGCGCACCUCCGGCGAGUGGAUUCCGUACGGAGAUACCCGACGGCUGUUACAUUCGUUUGCGACUGACAGUACGCUGCAAUAAUAAAAAAGAAAGAAAGAGUUUCUCAUCGUCGCGAACGGCGAAUUAAUUCGCGUCUGAGGAAUUUUGCGGAUGACAAAACGCCGCUGACGCGCGAAGCUCGCCGAGUUAUUUCACGCCGUUUCUCGCAUUCCGUCGGCUCGUGACAGACAGAUACGCGCGAUAAGGACGAUGAUAAACGUCGCCCCUUAUCUCGGAAGAAGUUUGAACGGAGAAUCGUCGCCUUUUGCGUGGGAGGCGAAGGUACCUCGCGUUACCACUGACAUUUAGCAACGCGUUUAGUAACAGCACAGGCAUAUUUUCGACGCCUCGAGACACGAGUCGAGUGUGUGCGCGCGUCGGUUGAAAAGCGUAAGGUUUGCGUAUCGCACAAGCGUGCGGUCAUCGGGGAUGAGCAAUCGCUCUGGCUAGACGGCCCGGAAAGCGAGCGGAAUGCAGUUGGCAACCAGUCAGAGGCCUCACCCGCCUCCGGUGCCACCUCGGCCGAGUCGGCAGGUGGUUGCCGAGGCCCUUAAGAGAUCGCCAAGGCCGCCCUGUCCCACUAGGCAGGCACCGCCGCCGCCAAACACGAAGCCCUGGAGAUCCGAUCAGCAACAAGUGCAGCAACAGCAGCAGCAGCAGCAGCAGCAACUGCAGCAGCAACAGGUGGACGCGACGGGCGGACGCACGAUUGUGUACGAGUCCAUCAAGGAGUGCACGAAGGACUACAAGGACGAGAGCGUGUCCAACGAUAAAAAUCAGCGGGAUGGCAACCAGACGCGGAAUACAGACCGAAAUGUCGAGGACGGCCGGUCGGAGAACGGAGGCAGAGUCACCUCGUCUCACGAUCAACCUCACGGGGCCGGUGCCGGCUCGGAGAAGCCCUACUCCACGGGGAACGUCCCGGUGAACAUUGUGCGGAAGCGCAACAGCCUGACCGAGGAUCAACGGCCGCAACGUAGACUGGAGAUCCGGAGAAACUCCCGCGGGAAGGAGCCGGCCGGCGGUCUGUCGUGUCACCGCGAGCGGUGCAAGGAUACGCCCGGCAAGGACCAGCAGAGGGAGAAUAGUGUCGUCGCCACGGCAGAGAAAUUCGACACGGCGGCGACGAGACCAACGCUGGCCGUCCGAGCCGUCAACGUGUCCUUCGAGGACGAGCGUGCCGCGUCCUCCAGCCCGGAUUCCGGCGGCCGAGUCACGGUGAGUCACGCGGAAAAGUGCAACGGCGAUCCGGAGAGAGCGGACGGGCGUGACUCGCGGCCGACACCCACGUGCCGGUCGUCUCCUGGUGAGCAGCGAUCGCAGCGGCAACAGCAGCGGGAAGCAGCGAGCGGCAAGCCCGCCGGGAGCGACGCUGUCAGGACUGUGUCCUCGAGCGAGAGAUCGACGAGCGUCCCGUGCGUUGACCGCGCCGCCACCACGCUGCUCGUCGUCGAGGAACCAGAGCGUAAAAUCGCGCUCAGCGACCACGAGGACAGCAACGACAACGACAGCGACAACAAUAUCCACCGGCAGGACUGGCUGGAGGCGGGGAUCCGUUACUCCUCCACGCAGAUCACCCUGCACGGGGACGACGGCGACGACGACGACGACGACGACGACGGUGUCGUCAACAGGGAUCGCGUCAACGGCUACGAUCAUCGCGAGGAGGAGAGGAUCACCGAUCUUGAUUUCAUCAGCAUACAAGAACGGAUCGCGAUGUCUUCCCUGCAAGGAUUACCCCCGUUGCCGAGGAGCCUGAGCGGCUUCAACCUGAGCGGCGGACGCGGCGACAGCGGCGAGCCGCCUCCACCGCCCACGAGAUCGUCCAGUAAAUCCCAAAGAGGCGGUAAAACGCCGCUGCAAUCGUCGUCCACGAGGCCGUCACCUCCUACCAGACAACUUACCACCCUGGACACCCAACUGGCGGUGCUCAGGAGGGAAAUGUUUGGCCUGCGGCAGCUCGAUCUCUCUUUGUUGUCGCAAUUGUGGUCCUUGAACGAGUCGAUUCAGGAGUUCCGGCAGCUGCUGCAGGAGCAGGAGGACCGGGCGCCCUCGCCGUCGCCUAGCAGCGAGGAAGGAGACGAUACGUCUUACGGAGUGCAUCCACCGCCGCCACCGAGGAGACCAGCGCCCACGCUGCAUCAUCAUCGGCCGCCGCGACCACCCAGGCCACCCAGGCCGUCGGCCAGCGACGAGUCGCCGUCGAGCGAGGAGUACGGAGCUGUUUGACGUAUCGUCACCGAGAGGAAGAAGUACUCAAGAAGGUCUCGGUCCUCUCAUCGCACCUAGAACGGCGUUUCGGCGAGCAUUGAUGUCUCCGAACACGAGAACAGAGAGAGAAAGAGAGACUUGCGUGAAAACCUUGAUGAUGUCGCGAUCAAGCGUACAUGCGUCGUGACGUUCGAUUGCGAGCUACUGAUUCCUAAGAGUGUCCGUAAUGUCGCUUGCAGAGCCAUUCAAAGAUCGCGAGCCAGGAGACGGUACUUGAAUUCGUGACCGGAACCGAUGAUCGAAUCGGUCGAUUGACUGAAAGAUUGUUCCGCGGUAGAUUAGUCGUGGUCGCAGCGUACGAUGCUAUUUGCGCAACCAUCCCGGGGAAGCUAUCCCGCUUUUCCCGCGAGCCGUCGCUUGGAGAGCCGUUCGAAAUUAUCCGCGAUCGCUACUUCAGCACGAAAGGAGAUUGACGAUCGAAUCGAAACUCAACGGCCGCAGUAGUUCAGCCGUCAUCACGCGAAGCUUAUUUCACGUACAUAUGCGAGAUAAUAAUCGCUUCUCGCAGCCCGGAGAAGAGUAUCGACUUGCCAAUUUGCAAUAACGACAUUCCGCAUAUAUUUGCGCUCUAAAUAAGGAAGGACUCGAUUGCCGCGAGCGAGAGAGCUGACUUCAGCUCGACGCGCCGCUCUCCUCACUACUUGUGAUAACGCUCGAAGGGGCCUUCGAUUAAUGAUAAUCGCAUCCAUUUGUGCGGAUUAAGAUUUCUCCGCGACUCCGCUCUGCCGUAGAGCAACUGUAACAGAUCCGAGCCCAAAGCACCGCGAUUCUUUCGUGUUGUGAUCCAAGAAAUGGCGUGAUUCUUUCGGCGUUCACCAGCCGCUCCUCGGCUGGUGAGUCCGAAAGGAUCACAGCGUUCUCUUCUCUUCCAUGUUUUUUUAUAAUGUUGCGAGUCCGACGCGAAAAAAAAUAUUUCCUUAUCCCUCGUUGCUGACGUCGGGCCAUAUGCGUAAGUAGAUCUGCCGUAUACGCGAGGGAGAUAGGAAAAUUUAAUAUAUUUAUAAACAAAAUAUUUAACGUGAUAUUUCUAAAUGUUUGAUUUCUGUUAGAUGUUACGGAUAUACAGCAAGCCUUAUAGACUGUGUAAUACACCAGAUUCUCGCGUGUGCGGCAGAUCUUCAGGAAGGCUAAGAUUAUCAAUGUUCCGCGGCGUCCUUUCGUGUAGAUUAGUACGAGCUGUGUGUAAAGAUAUGUAAGACUAUGUGCAAAAUAAAUGAGACUUAAUUUAAAUACA